Messenger RNA from Beta vulgaris subsp. vulgaris (sugar beet), 1972 nucleotides. RefSeq names its product alkane hydroxylase MAH1. The coding region runs from base 290 to 1897 and encodes 535 amino acids. The record is from RefSeq and is a predicted model, not a curated record. Lineage: Eukaryota; Viridiplantae; Streptophyta; Magnoliopsida; Caryophyllales; Amaranthaceae. Gene Ontology annotation, molecular function: oxidoreductase activity, acting on paired donors, with incorporation or reduction of molecular oxygen; heme binding; iron ion binding. The transcript has a single exon.
AUAACCAUUAAGAGACCCUAAACUUGUAAACCACAUGAAAACUGAUUAAAAAUUAAAGUCUUACUGAAAAAAGUUCAGAUAUUUGGUGCAAUAAUGUUCAACUAACAUUUUUGAGGUAGAUAUACAACAAUACUAGCUACUGCUAUUAAUUACAUGCAUGAAUCUAUACUACAUGUGGUUAGUAUUAAUGGGGAAUGAAAGUAAACAUACAUAUAGUAGAUGAAGCAUACUGCGCCAUAUACACACUUGUAUAUAUAUAUAUAAAGGGACUUUUACACAAACUAAAUACAUGAAGCAUAUACACUUUCAAAUAAAGCCAUAUACUUCCAUCAAAGUUCCUAUACCACCUAAUUUACCAAACUUAACCAAUAGUGGGAACACUAUGGUGAUCAUUAUUACCGUGCUCAUUUCCAUAAUUGUUCUUUUUUGCCAUUUGUUUCGUAACAAAAAGGGACUCCCAACUAACUGGCCCCUAAUUGGCAUGCUUCCAGCAUUCCUAAAAAAUGUCUACAGAAUCAAUGAGGUUAUCAUUGAACUUAUGGAGAGAUCUGAGUUAACUUUCCAUUUCAAGGGCCCUUGGUUUUCCAACGUGAACUUACUAGUGAGCGUUGAUCCAACCAACAUUAACCAUGUGUUGAGCAAGCAUUUCGAAGAUUAUGUCAAAGGUCCCAAGUUAUAUGAAAUCCUUAGUGAAGCACUUGGAGAUGGAAUCAUCGUUACUGAUUCUACUGUAUGGCUUCACCAUCGUAAUGUAGCUCAUUCUUUCUUUAGUCAUCCCAAAUUCCACCAAUAUUUGGUCGAUGUAACAUGGAAAAAGGUCAAGAAUGGUCUUAUCCCAGUCUUUGACCAUGUUUCUAAGCACAACAUUGAGAUUGAUUUGCAAGAACUCUUCUUAAGGUUUGGAUAUGAUACUAUGUGUACCAUAAUGAUGGACUAUGAUCCGACAUCUCUUUCAAUCGAUUCGCCCGAUUUCCCACUCUUAAAGGCUGUGGCUGAUUUGGAGCAUGGAGCUUUAAUGCGUCAUGUACUACCAACAUGGAUAUGGAAACUCCAAAGGUGGUUAAAUGUAGGAUAUGAGAAGAAGUUUAAGCAAGGUUUGAGAAUUCUUGAUGAUUUCAUUUAUAGGUGCAUAGAUAGGAAGAGAGAAGCAAACGCGAAAGGAGCUUCUUCUAACCCAAAGGAUGAUCAAGACUUUGAGGUGAGUUUUGAUUUACUUACAUUUUUCAUGGAUAAUGAAGAUGAAAACACAAACGAUAAAUUUUUGAGGGACACAAUUACAAACUUUUUUCUAGCAGGAGGAGAAACCACUAGUACUGCUUUAUCUUGGUUCUUUUACCUUCUGUCAAACAACCCACGAGUUUUUCACAAAAUUAAAGAGGAGUUAAACUCGAUAAUGACACUGAAUGAUGACAUUGAAGACAAGAUUUUAAGAAACUUUAAAGAGCUAAGUAGCAAGCUAGUUUAUCUUCAUGCUGCAUUGUGUGAAACAUUAAGAUUGUAUCCUUCAGUACAAUUUAACCCCAAGACACCAGUUGAGCCGCAAAUCCUCCCAAGCGGUCAUCGAGUGAAUCCAAAUACAGAAAUUCUCUUCGACUUGCAUGCCAUGGGAAGAAUGAAAUCGAUAUGGGGAGAUGAUUGCAAUGAGUUUAAGCCUGAAAGAUGGAUAUCAAAAGAAGGGAUGAUUAAACAUGAGCCUUCAUACAAGUUUUCGGUGUUCAGUGCAGGACCAAGGUCUUGCAUAGGCAAGCAGAUGGCUUUCACACAAAUGAAGAUCAUUGUGGCCGCCGUCAUCAUCCAAAACUAUCAUAUAAAAGGAGUAGAAAAGUAUCAUGUUCCUACUGCGUCUAUGGUCCUUCGUAUGAAGCAUGGAUUUAAAGUUAAGAUAUUUCGUUCUUAGUAUUAAUUAUAGCUUAGUGAUGCAAAUAAUGUAUGUUAUACAACAAUCGCACCUACUGGUCAUUCAUGUUUGAAA